This is a messenger RNA of Micromonas pusilla CCMP1545, 1269 nucleotides long. RefSeq lists its product as uncharacterized. The transcript is spliced from 2 exons. The record is from RefSeq and is a predicted model, not a curated record. The coding region runs from base 1 to 1269 and encodes 422 amino acids. Lineage: Eukaryota; Viridiplantae; Chlorophyta; Mamiellophyceae; Mamiellales; Mamiellaceae.
AUGGGGUGCGCCCCGUCCAAGGAACGCGACGCGCUCGAGCGCGACCGCGCCGAGCUCAGCGCGCAGCGAAGGCAACUCGCGAUGGAGCGGCAGGCGUGGGAGCGGCAGCAGCGCGCGAACGCGACGCCGGCGCCGUACUACCCGCCGGCGCCGCCGCCGCGGCAGCAGCAGCAGCAGCACGUCGCGCCGCCGCCGCCGCCGCCGCCGCCGCCGCCCGUCGUCGCCGCGCCCACCGUGGUCGCGAUCCCGCCGUCGACGGCGGUGACGUACGUCGUCGUGCCCGAUCCGGCCGCGAUGCGCGCGUGGGCGUACCCGGGGCAGGUCAUCUGGACGCCGCAGACGCCGCCGACGCUGUACCCGGCGAUCUCGCAGCGGAUUCCGAACUAUCCUCCUCCGCCGGCCGGGAACUGGACGUACCCGCCCGCGCCAGGGUCGAACCUCUCCCUGCACGCGUCCAGAAUCGGGUGGCUCCUCGAGCCCGGCCCGACGGUCGCGAAGAGCGACUACGUGUACACCAGAGAGACGAAACACUUCGGGGACAUGUUAAACGAGAAAGGAUUCCCCGUCGCGCGCGUGAUGGACAUCGUCCCGCACGAGGUCCACGCGGGCGAGGGCUUGCGCAUGUGCGGCGCGAAGGCGCGAGGGAAGUUUACGCAGGACGACAGGAAGACGGAGUACGCGUUGGGGACCGUGGACCUGGGGACGGUGCGGACGACGAUGGGGAAGGGCGUCUCCGCGAAAGUUUGCGUCAAUUAUUUCGCGCAGCCGCUCGACGACGCGGUCUUGUUCCACCUCGGGAACGGCUUGGACGACAUCUUCCAGGUCAAGCACGACCGAGGGAACGUCCUGAAGUUUCAGGUCACCCCCGGCGCGCCCGGCGAGGGGUGCACUAAAGGCGUCAAGAUGGACGGCGUGUGCGGCUGGAACGACCGCGCCAGCGUGGACUUUCGCGUCGACGACGCGUUCCUCUCGAGUGUGAUACGAACCGUCGUCGCGGUACUCGAACCGUCGGGAAAGCAGCGGCUGUACGUCGACGGCGCGCUCGUGGGCCAGGGCGACGGCAUCGCGCUGCCGCGCGGGGCGGCGGAUCCGUACGAGGGUCAGAUGAAGAAAGACGGGGAGGCGUGCGAGAGGAGAGAGUGUUGGCUCGGGCGGUGGAUGCGGCCGGACCAGUCCUCGCCGUUGUACGCGGGGAUCGUGUCCUUGGAUCUGUUUGACGACGCGCUGACCCCGGAGCAAGUCGCGGAGGUCUCGAGGCCGGCGGCGUAG